Parnassius mnemosyne (clouded apollo) is the source of this 534-nucleotide messenger RNA. The record is from the annotation of a GenBank genome assembly. NCBI's taxonomy places the organism in Eukaryota, Metazoa, Arthropoda, Insecta, Lepidoptera, Papilionidae.
AUGCUAAACUUUUAUCGCCGAUUUAUCAAAGGAGCUGCUGAAAUUCAGGCACCAUUAAACUCUUUGCUGACGGGGUCCGUAAAAGGAUCACGUUCCGUGGAUAUAUCGGGAGAAGCCCUACAUGCUUUUGAGCAGUGCAAAACUAACCUCUGCCAAGCAGCAUUCUUGGCACAUCCAGAUCUAAACGCAAGAUUAGGUUUGGUAACCGACGCCUCAGAUAAGGCAAUCGGUGCCGCCUUGCAGCAAGUAAAGAAUGGAUCAUGGCAGCCACUUGCAUUCUUCUCUAAGAAACUGAAACCAGCCCAACAGAAAUACUCGCCAUACAACGGGGAGCUUCUUGCUAUAUACGAGUCAGUGAAAUACUUUAGACACAUGCUUGAAGCAAGACAUUUUACUGUUUUUACUGAUCACAAACCAAUCUGUUAUGCAUUUCACAUUAGAAAAGAUAAGUGCUCACCCCGCCAGUAUCGUCAUCUCGAUUUUAUAUCACAGUUCACCACCGACAUCCAACACAUCUCUGAAAAAAUAACAUAG